AUGGCAAAAUCCCGCUUAGAAAGCAACAACGUCGUUCGUUGUUGCGUUCUAAGCGGGAGGCUUUUGAUCAACAGUGGAUGUCUUGCGGCUGAUAAUGGUGAUGAUGAACUAAUAUCACCAUUAGCUAUCGCCGAGGCCCAGAAGCUCGGGGCUCAGGAUUUUAUCCGCGUGCUGGUAGAGAAGCCCUGGGAUGAACUCACGGCAGAUAGCUGGGACCUGCCGUCCCAAGUCGACUUGAAGGCAGCAGAGGAGAUUGACCUUGAUGACAACGACGAAGGCAUCUCUAAUAGCUACGAUGGUAGCGAGUUGAAGACGGAUGCAGGGAAGCGGUCGGCGGUCGCGACCGCGCUGAACACCGGCCGACGCCGGCGCCAGCCGACGCCCGCGCUCGGUAAGGCCGUCACGCCGUAUGUCGGCGUCGGCGUGCUGAAUGACGUGGGCUCUUUCUUCGAUUCCCUGCGCGACAACCUGGAAAAUCUGGCUUCUCUGUCACCCGAGCAACGGUCGACUCUGUUCCAGGAGCUUCCGCAAGUCCUGCAAGCGCAGUCGGGUGGUAUGAGUGGCGGAGGCACUGGUAUGCGUAGACUGCAUGCCCUGCGCCCACUCAAACCCACCAGCAACAUCAGAUCGUUCGUGGAGCCGGACAGAGGGUAUCCCAGGGCGAACCACCACGAUCCCGGUCUGCUGUGGACCGGACUUGGCCGUCGG
Iphiclides podalirius (scarce swallowtail) is the source of this 708-nucleotide messenger RNA. The record is from the annotation of a GenBank genome assembly. NCBI's taxonomy places the organism in Eukaryota, Metazoa, Arthropoda, Insecta, Lepidoptera, Papilionidae.